This is a messenger RNA of Aspergillus vadensis CBS 113365, 1838 nucleotides long. Its product is annotated as potassium channel family protein. Gene Ontology annotation, biological process: stabilization of membrane potential; potassium ion transmembrane transport. The record is from RefSeq and is a predicted model, not a curated record. The coding region runs from base 193 to 1833 and encodes 546 amino acids. Gene Ontology annotation, cellular component: membrane. Lineage: Eukaryota; Fungi; Ascomycota; Eurotiomycetes; Eurotiales; Aspergillaceae. Gene Ontology annotation, molecular function: potassium ion leak channel activity. The transcript is spliced from 3 exons.
ACAUUCACCUCGAUCGAUUUCCCUCCGGUGAAGCUAAGUCAAUGUAUGAGUUGACCGGGAAUCUGAUGGUCCCCGUGAAGUCAACCUCGUAUCCCGACUUCAUAUGCAGAACAAAUCAUAUCACUGCAUUUUUCAAAUCUCGGACUACAGGCUGUACGAUAUUUGCUACCCAGGUAGAAUUACUCGGUCGAAAUGUCUCGCUGGUGGCUCGCGUGUACCAGCUUCCCGGUUCUGGCGGGAACUAUUAGCGCUAUGGCAACUAUGUUCGGUAUUUGUGCAGUUGGCUAUGGAUGGCUGGAAGUUGGUUCUUCGGGGGUGGGAAGUGUGGUAGUAGUGCAGAGUGCUUGGGCCGUGGCUAUCAAGGCUAUAUCGCUCGCACUCGCCGCCACAGCUGACCUUACGCUCCUUCUUAUCAUGAUGCUCAAAUGGAAUGCAGUGAGAGGGUAUCUUGGCACAGCUUUACUAUACUUCGUAUCUUCAAUGCUCCUCUUUAGUCUUGUCGGCGUGACCGUGCACCAACCACCCCCCAUCGCUCCCCAAACAUGGCACUACACGCAGAACUUCUACUACGGCAUCUUCGCCGCCAGUCUCUACCUCUUCAUCGCAGCGCUCCUAGCAAUAUACGCAUGCAGCAUCCGCACCAUCCACCUAAGCAUGCAAGACCGCCGCAUAAUCGAAAACACAAGCAUCGUGCUCCGCGCCUUCACCCUCGCCGCAUUCCUCCUCGGUGGCGCAUCCAUCUACAUCCCCAUUGAAGGAUGGUCCCUGACAGAUGCACUAUACUGGUCCGCAUACACCAUGCUCACAAUCGGAAUCGGCAACAUCGUCCCGAAGACCCAUCUCGGCCGAAGUCUCCUCAUUCCCUACGCGACGGGGGGCAUCACCUGUCUAGGAUUAUUCGUCAGUUCAAUCGCCUCCUUCUCAAGGAAGAUGAGCGAUCUGCUCCUGAAGUUUGAGCUCGAACAAGAAGGUAUUCAUCUCCACAAAUCACCACAUCGCGAUAUCAUCAAGAUUAGAGAAAUUAAAUCCCACUGGCAGCGCCGCCACCGCUGGAUCGUAUUCAUCUUCUCCUCGUGCGCAUGGCUCCUCCUUUGGCUCGUCAGCGCCCGCGUCUUCAAGUCCUCCGAGCGAGACCAGGGAUGGACGUAUUUUGAGUCGCUGUAUUUCACGUUCGUGUCGCUGACGACGAUCGGAUACGGGGAUAUUUAUCCAACGAGUAAUCUGGGAAAGUCUUUCUUUGUGUUUUGGGCGCUGCUGGCUGUGCCGGUUAUGACGACGUUGUUUGGGGUUGUUGGUCAGGUGGGGUUUCAUACGGUGGUUUAUUUUGUAGGGAGGGUUGGGAAGGGGGUUUCGUGGGGGUAUUGUGUAGGACGUGUAGGUGCGUUUCUGGAUGGGAGGGGACUGGAUUUGCCUGCUUCUGCUGGGGGAGGGACAGAUGUGAGGGUGUUAGGUGGUGAUGUGGAUAUCGACAAAGAGAGACAGUACUGCCCACUGAGUCUGCCACUUGAGAGGCAGCGCCCAGAUAAUCACGUCGGUGCUGCAGAACACAGACUCCACCUCAGCGAUGAAAUCAAGACUCUUGUGGACAUCCUUAAGGAUGACAGCAGAGACAUCGAUCUACAUUGUGAAUGGGCACGUAUUGUGUCUCUGCUCCGUGUUGAUGCAGACGACGGAGAAGUGCUUGUGGCUGAGAGUCAUCGUCAGCAGAUGAUCAGAGAGGUGAUUUCUGUGAAUCAGUCGACAACUGAAAGAAACAAGGAGGUCCUGUGGAUGGUCAAGUUGCUGGUUGAGAAGUUGUGUUUUUGUUUGAGAGAAGAUACCGGAAGAGGGUAGAUAGA